AUGAGGUGAAAAUAUAGAACAUAUCUCGCAGCAAUAAUAAAAGAAAGAAACAAGUAUAACUUUUAUCUCUUUCACUCAAUGAUCAUCUUGCGCCGGCAAAAUCCCAAGACCCAAACCAGUUUUGUUUGAACUUACUUUUUUUGCAGGAAUUUGAUGAUUCUUGGCUUACUAUGGUUAGUUUGUAGGUAAGCGGGUUCAAGUUUCUAGUUCAUCUGUCAGUGAGGUUAUGUUUACAAGCUCCAAAAACAAAACUAUAGUGAAUAACCCGUGAUUUUGACUGGAAAUAAGGUGCUAUGGUUCUUGAAUUCACACUAGGGUGUAGUUUUAUUUGAUUUGUCCUGUGAAUUUCGUGCUUUGUUUGUUAUGAAGUGUAUUUUGUAUUGAACUGUUUGAUUUUCACUGUAUUUUUUCGACAAAUGUAACAUUACUAUUAGAGACUUUUGUGGGUGAUUGUAUUCGGUAAAUACCUAUUGGUAAAAUGUCUUCUCGUGUGACCGGCACUUGCUGCACCGCGUCCGUGGAGCGCGCGGGCCUGCCCGGCCUACUGCGAGACCUUCAGAGACUCUCCGAAGAUCAAGAUUCCGCUGAUCUAGUUUUCAUACUUGGAACUGCAGAAGAAAAAGUUUAUGCACACAAAAUUAUACUUUUGGCAAGAUGCAAAAGUUUUCAAAACAUGAAGCGUGGGGAAGUGUGCCGCAUCCCUGGCUGUACAGUGACGCCCCCUGGCGGCGGCCAGCCCACACCGAUACGCAUGCCGCACGUGCAGCCAGAGACGUUCCGCUUGUUCAUACAGUACGUGUAUACGGGAAAGCUAUUGCUGCAAGAUUCGGGCGUGUUCGAGAUGAUGACUUUAGCAGCUGAUUUGGGAGUCGAAGAUCUUCGAGCUGCUUGUGAAGAUCAUGUUACAUCCACUUUGAGCGUAGAGAGUGCUUGUACUUUGCUGGCUGCAGCUAUGGAAAUUCAAGAUAGACCGGGUGGCAACAGUGCCUCAUCGUUCAUGGAGCGGUGUAUAUCCUUCAUUGGGGACAAUGCGGCGGACUGCGUCAAGACCAAUGCCUUCCUGAACCUGCCUAAAGAAGCCUUGAUCAAGCUCAUCUCUUCAGAUUUUCUCUGCCUAGAAGAGGAGGAGGUGUGGCGCGCGGCGCUGGCGUGGAGCAAGCAGCGCGCCGGCGUGACGCAGCCCACCGCGCACUGGACCGAGGAGGAGCGAGCCCGCGUCGUGCAGCACCUCGCGCCGCUCAUGACGCACGUGAGACUGCUGCUCAUUGACAGCGCAGUGUUCGCGGAGGAAGUGGAGCCAACGGGCGCGGUGCCCAUGGAGCUGUCGCUGGAGCGGUACCGCCGCGCCGCGCUCCACGCCGCGCGCCCGGCCCCAGACCCGAGGACCACGCCGAGGCUGGCGGUGAACAUGUUCGCGGGGUCGGUGAUCCUGCAGCAGGACAAGAGCGCCUUCCAGGCCGUCAUCAACAACUGGUGCGGCACCCCCAAGCAGUCGUGGCAGCUGGUGUUCCGCGCGUCCUCGCACGGCUACUCCGCGCAGGCCUUCCACCAGCACGCCGACAACGUGGCGCCCGUGCUCGUGCUCGUGCAGCUAUCCCGCGGCGACGUGGUGGGCGGCUACGCGGAGGUGGGCUGGGCGGGCGGCGGCUACCAGCCGGCGGAGAGGGCCUUCCUCUUCUCACUGGGAGAGAGACCAGAGAAGCACCCGCUCGUGAAGAAACCCUUCGCGCUGUGCUACCAUGCCGAUUGCGGCCCAAUAUUCGGCGCGGGCGCGGACCUGCUGAUCUCGUCCAACUGCCACGCCAACAGCGACAGCUACAGCAACCUGCACUCGUACGGGGAGGCCGGCGCCUCGCUCACGCAGGACUAUUACUUCACUGUGCGGGACUACGAGCUGUUUACUAUCAAACAUACUUAGUGAUUUAGUAACCAGGUUUAUAAGUGGGCUCUUCACCAUCACACAUACUUAUUAACCAGGUGUAUGGGUGAGCUCGUCACAACAAAUAGGUUUAUAAGUGGGCUCAUCUAGUGAACGAUAUUUUAAAUUAUAAUUUUAUUUUUUAUUUUUAUUUUACUUUAUUAGGAAAACUUACAGCUAAAUCAGU
Molecule: messenger RNA, 2105 nt
Organism: Plutella xylostella (diamondback moth)
Lineage: Eukaryota; Metazoa; Arthropoda; Insecta; Lepidoptera; Plutellidae
Product: BTB/POZ domain-containing protein 19
Molecular function (GO): protein binding
Source: RefSeq, a predicted model, not a curated record